AUGGACAAGAUCCUGGAGGCCGUGGUGCUGUCCUCGUACCCGGCCAGCGUGAAGCAGGGGCUGGUGCGGCGCGUGCUGGAGGCGGCGCGGCGGCCCCUGGAGCGGGAGCAGUGCCUGGCGCUGCUGGCGCUGGGCGCGCGCCUCUACGUGGACGGCGCGGACGAGCUGGCGCGCCGCGCGGGCUGCCAGCUGCUGCACGUCGCCGGCCGCCACCACCCCGAGGCGUUCGCCGAGUUCUUCAGCGCGCGCCGCGUGCUGCGCCUGCUGCAGGGGGGCGCCGGCCCCCCGGGCCCCCGCGCGCUCGCCUGCGUGCAGCUCGGCCUGCAGCUGCUGCCCGCGGGGCCGGCGGCCGAGGAGGUGAGCGCGCUGCUGCGGCGCGAGGUGCUGCGCGCCGUGUGCGAGCGCCCGGGGCCCGCGGCCUGCGCGCAGGUGGCCCGGCUGCUGGCGCGCCACCCGCACUGCCUGCCCGAGGGCCCGCACCGCCUGCUCUUCUGCCGGCAGCUGGUGCGCUGCCUCGGCCGCUUCCGCUGCCCGGCCGAGGGCGAGGAGGGCGCCGUGGAGUUCCUGGAGCAGGCCCAGCAGGUGAGCGGGCUCCUGGCGCAGCUGUGGCGCGCGCAGCCCGCCGCCGUCCUGCCCUGCCUCAAGGAGCUGUUCGCCGUCAUCUCUGGCUCAGAGGAGGAGCCACCGUCCUGUGCCCUGGCCAGCGUGGUCCAGCACCUCCCCUUGGAGCUCAUGGAGGGCGUCGUCCGGAACCUCAGCAAUGACGACAGUGUGACAGACUCUCAGAUGCUGACUGCCGUCAGCAGGAUGAUCGACUGGGUGUCCUGGCCCCUGGGCAAGAACAUUGACAAGUGGAUCAUUGCACUGCUGAAGGGCCUGGCUGCUGUUAAGAAGUUCAGCAUCUUGAUUGAGGUUUCACUCGCCAAAAUUGAGAAGGUUUUCUCCAAGCUUCUGUACCCCAUUGUCCGGGGACCCGCCUUAUCCGUCCUCAAGUACAUGCUCCUGACCUUCCAGCACUCCCACGAGGCCUUCCACCUGCUCCUUCCUCACAUCCCCCCCGUGGUGGCCUCUCUGCUCAAGGAGGACUCCAACUCGGGGGCCAGCUGCCUGGAGCAGCUGGCAGAGCUGGUCCACUGCAUGGUGUUCCGGUUCCCGGGCUUCCCGGACCUGUAUGAGCCCGUCAUGGAGGCCAUCAAGGACCUCCAUGUCCCCAACGAGGACCGCAUCAAGCAGCUGCUGGGGCAGGAUGCCUGGACCUCGCAGAAGAGCGAGCUGGCUGGCUUCUACCCUCGACUCAUGGCCAAGUCAGACACGGGCAAGAUUGGCUUAAUCAAUCUGGGCAACACCUGCUACGUGAAUAGCAUCCUUCAGGCCUUGUUCAUGGCUUCUGACUUCAGACACUGUGUGCUCCGCUUGACUGAGAACAACUCCCAGCCCUUGAUGACCAAGCUGCAGUGGCUCUUCGCCUUCCUGGAGCACAGCCAGCGGCCUGCCAUUUCCCCGGAGAACUUCCUCUCUGCAUCCUGGACACCCUGGUUCAGCCCCGGCGCCCAGCAGGACUGCUCUGAGUACCUGAAGUACCUGCUGGAUCGGCUGCACGAAGAAGAGAAGACGGGGACCAGGAUCUGCCAGAAGCUCAAGCAGUCCAGCUCGCCGACCCCGCCGGAGGAGCCCCCUGGCCCAAGCGCCACCUCAGUGGAGAGGAUGUUCGGGGGCAAGAUCGUGACCCGGAUAUGCUGUCUCCGCUGCCUCAACGUCUCCUCCAGGGAGGAGGCCUUCACCGACCUCUCUCUGGCCUUUCCCCCACCUGAGCACUGUCACCGCCACCGCCUGGCCUCAGGGGUGCUGCCUGCGGAGGGCGUGGGAGUCCCAGAGUCUCCCCCACCGCCCCCAGCCCAGGUCCAAGGCCGGGCAGGUCCUCAGAGGCAGAGGAAACACUGCAUCACAGUGGCUGUCCCCCCAAACAUCCUGGACAUGGGAGGCCUGGGCUCCCAGAAACCUGGGGAGCAGAGCCAGGAGGAGAAAGUGGAGAAAGAGGAGGAAGCAGAGCAGGAGAAAGGAACAGAGGAAGAAGAAGGAAGGACUAAAGAGAAGGAGGAGGAGGAGAAGGAGGAGGAGGAGGAGGAGAAAGAGGUAGGAGAGGAGAAGAAGGUGGAGAAGCAGGAAUUCUCCAGCCCGGGCCCAGGCCCCCACAGGGCCGCCCCCGCCAGGGAGGCCUCCCGCUCCGUCCUGGACCUGGUCAACUACUUCCUGUCCCCGGAGAGGCUGCAGGAGGAGAACCGCUACUACUGCGAGCCCUGCGCCUCGCUGCAGGAGGCGGAGAAGGUGGUGGAGCUGAGCCAGGGCCCGCGCUACCUCAUCCUGACGCUGCUGCGCUUCUCCUUCGACCCGCGCACCCUGCGGCGCAGCAAGAUCCUGGAGGACGUGGCCCUGCCCCUGCUGCUGCGCCUGCCGCUGGCCGGGGGCCGCGCGCGGGCCUACGACCUGUGCAGCGUGGUGGUGCACUCCGGGGUGUCCUCCGAGAGCGGCCACUACUACUGCUACGCCCGCGAGGGCGCCCGGCCCGCCCCGCCCCUGGGCGCCGACAGGCCCGAGCCCGAGCACCAGUGGUAUCUGUUCAACGACACCCGCGUGUCCUUCUCCUCCUUCGAGUCUGUCAGCAACGUCACCUCCUUCUUCCCCAAGGACACGGCCUACGUGCUCUUCUACCGGCAGCGGCCGCCGCCCGGGGAGGGCCCCGAGGCGGAGCCGGGCUCCCCCCGAGGCCGGACGGAGCCCGCCCUCCACAAGGACCUGAUGGAAGCCAUUUCCAGGGACAACAUCCUGUUCCUGCAGGAGCAGGAGAAGGAGGCCCGGAGCAGGGCGGCCUACAUCUCCGCGCUCCCUGGCUCCCCGUGCUGGGGGCGGGGCUUCGAUGAAGACAAGGAUGAGGACGAAGGCUCUCCCGGGGGCUGCAGCCCUGCAGGUGGCAGCGGUGGUGACUUCCACAGACUGGUCUUCUAA
Molecule: messenger RNA, 3003 nt
Organism: Pipistrellus nathusii (Nathusius's pipistrelle)
Lineage: Eukaryota; Metazoa; Chordata; Mammalia; Chiroptera; Vespertilionidae
Source: the annotation of a GenBank genome assembly